Messenger RNA from Lycium ferocissimum, 2264 nucleotides. Its product is annotated as tRNAse Z TRZ4, mitochondrial-like. The transcript is spliced from 3 exons. The record is from RefSeq and is a predicted model, not a curated record. The annotation marks the transcript as partial. Gene Ontology annotation, biological process: mitochondrial tRNA 3'-end processing. Lineage: Eukaryota; Viridiplantae; Streptophyta; Magnoliopsida; Solanales; Solanaceae. Gene Ontology annotation, cellular component: mitochondrion. Gene Ontology annotation, molecular function: 3'-tRNA processing endoribonuclease activity.
UUUGAACAGUUCACCUUACGUCCUCCUAGACGACUGGGAUUGGACAGAUCAAGUGUUCAAAAUCCGAUGACCUCUUCAGUGUUCAUUGAAGAGUUACUUUCAGAGAUUCCUGAGAUUGCUGAUGUAGCAAAGAACAUAAGCCAAUGUUGGCACAAACCUAAAGAAGAUGAGGUGGAAUUAUCCAACAUUCAGGACAGUGGUGAAGUCCCAAGGUGUCUGGAGAAUGUACAGAGAGAUGAUCUGGAGAUUGUUUUUCUUGGCACCGGUUCAUCUAUACCUUCAAAAUACCAAAAUGUCAGUUCCAUCUAUGUUAAUCUUUUCUCUAAAGGGGGUUUGCUCCUUGAUUGUGGAGAAGGAACCCUGGCACAACUCAAGAGGAGAUAUGGGAUUAAUGGUGCAGACAGUGCAGUUAGGAAUCUUAAAUGCAUUUGGAUUUCUCAUAUCCAUGCUGAUCACCACGCAGGUUUGGCACGGAUACUUGCUUUGAGACGUGAUUUGUUGAAGGGAGUAGCCCAUGAACCCAUGCUGGUUAUUGGGCCAGAGCAGGUUGGGGAGUUUCUCAAGGUAUAUGUAAAGUUAGAAGAUCUAGACAUGUUGUUCCUCGACUGUAGGAGCACUACUGGGUCUAAGUGGGAUAACAUGGAGGAUGACUCUGUGCAUGAUGAAAGUAGAGAAUAUAGAGAUCAUACUCUGUUGACUUCUCUUUCUGAAGACAGUUCUCUGUUGCGCUGUUCGAAAAGAAUGAAGCCAAGCACUCCAGUUGAUGACAUAACAUUGCUAAAGUGUUUCAAGAAAGUUUUGAGUGAAGCAGGGCUAGUGAGACUCAUCAGCUUCCCUGUUGUACACUGUCCUGAGGCGUUUGGUGUCAUCUUGGAAUCAGCAGAAAAAGUGAAUUGCGGGAAAGUAAUACCAGGUUGGAAGGUUGUGUACUCUGGUGACACGAGGCCAUGCUCACAAGUUAUAGAAGCAUCUCUUGGAGCAACAAUUCUUAUACAUGAGGCGACCUUCGAGGAUGGCCUGGUGGAGGAGGCUAUAGCAAGAAACCACAGCACAAUUAAGGAAGCUACAGAAGUCGGACAUUCUGCUGAUGCAUACCGGGUAAUAUUGACUCACUUCAGCCAGAGAUACCCAAAAGUACCUGCACUUGAUGAAGUGAGCAUGCAAAGAACUUGUAUUGCGUUUGACCUAAUGAGUGUAAACCUAGCAGAUUUGCCAGUGCUCCCUAAGGUUCUUCCGUACCUCAAAUUGCUUUUCAGAAACGUUGGUUAAUUUAAAUUUGAAAGUAACAUAUUGUAGACACAACUUCUUGAGUUAUGGACAAUUUUUAUUUUUUGAAACAACAAUUUUUAUUUUUUUAUAAGGAAAAUACCUCUCUCGAAUUCCUAAAAUGCAUUUACAUUUGUUGCUGAUACUAUCCUACGAAAAAAUAUGAAAAAAAGAAGAUAAGUAUGAAUACAUUAUAAUUUUAGUAAAAAUAAAGCUAGAAAUUCGUUAUGGUAAUAACUUGUCUUCAUUCUCAAAAUAUGAUGAGAGCUUCUCUCUUAGGGUGUCAACCUCAACAACCAUAGCUCCUUCAACCUGUUGACCAAAAGAAAAAAAAUAUACCCAUAAGAAAAACAGAACAAACACAAUUUCGAAGAUAUAUGAACAAAGACUAAUAGAGGUGGAGAUUUUAGCGGGUACAAUUUGAUAAGUCUACUGUUAACUCAAGAAAUUAAAUUGUUAAGUGGCAUAUAUAUAGCUUCUCUGAAACUUAAAGGACAUGGAGUAUGCCUCGUUUUCUUUUAAUUUAAGAGUUAAUAAAAGUUGUGACCUCUUUGAACUAUACUCAAGGUAUUUUGUUAAUUAAAGUUACCUUUUCCCGUUAGACCUUCCCCACCACAAAAAUAUACAUUAAACUCUAAUUCGUCUUAAAUAUUCUAAAUCGCUAAUUGUUGUGAUUUAUAGUAUAUUUUAUUUAAUUUCUAAAUAUAUUGUAAAUCUUAUUAUUAAAAAAUGAAAAUUUUAUGUCCGAUUCACACUCAAAAAAUAAUUUGAUUCUCGUACUCAACAUUGUAUCACAUAAAAUGAGACGUUGAAAGUAUAAAUGUUGGACGGGAUUCGGGGCAAAAUAUACCCCGCAACCUUGGGUGGGAUCUGGGUCAAUAAAAAUAAGGUAAACGAUUUUUUAAUUCAGUAAAUGGGAGUCUGUUAACGAAAAGGGCAAAUCUGCUCUAUGUGUUAGACGUUGAAGAUAUAUAUGAGCCACUUUUUUAUUUUUUAUU